AGGUGCGGACGCGCGCUUUAACGCCCAGCGAUGUCGGAACUGGAGCUGGAACAGCGGAGCGCGGACAAGGCGCGCAGGAAGCGCUGCCUCAUUCUGGCCGCGGUGUUUCUGGCGCUUGUCGUCGUUGUGAUCGUGGCUGUGGCACUGGCCCUGCGCCCCAAAACACACACGUUCAAGUCCCUUUUUAUCGACCGCUGUAACAAGCACACAAAGAAAAGAAAUGACUGUCAAAAAGUGUAUAGUGCUUUUGCGCAAGCCUACAUCGAGCAGGAUCCUUGUCGUGUUUCAAUGGACGCCUACGACCCUCUGGUUGCCUCUGCCCCCUUUGAACCUGCUUGCAACAGAAUGAUGUUCUGGAGCAGAACUAAAGAUGUGGUCCACGACUUCACUGAGAAGAAAGAUUGUUUUGUCACACUGGAGGACACUUUGCUGGGAUCUGUCCUGGAUGGACUGACCUGGUGUGGAAAGGAGGGCAGUCGUGAAACUUUCACGACUGGCUGCCCCGGUUGGGACGAGUGUGUGAACAACCCCGUCCGCUCCUUCUGGACCAGAGUCUCUGCUGCAUUUGCAGAUGUUGCCUGUGGUGAUGUCACAGCGAUGCUAAAUGGAUCCAUAAGGACACCGUUCAGUCCCUCAAGUAUUUUCGGGAGCAUCGAGGUGGUAAGAUUUAACGCCACCAGAGUGAAGAGCCUGGAGGUUGUUCUGGUCUCAGACAGGACAGAAGUAGCAAACUGCACCAGUUCAUCUUUUGAAGACUUACAGAAAGUGCUGGAUAAAGAAAUAAAAUAUAACUGCAAUGAAGUGACUCACGUUGAACUUGAGGAGUGCAGCGCUGAUGUAGAAAAACCCUGUGGCGCCUGCUGGUGAAAGUGUCGCGAUACGCUCUCCGAACUUAUCAGAAAAGUUCCUGUGAAAUAAUCUGGGACUUCUUCAGUCUUUUUGUAAAGUACAUUUUUAAAAUCCAGAUUGAAUUGUAAUCAAAUUGACAUUUUUAACAGCUUUUGGAUUAUUCUUAAAAUCAAUGGUGCCUUAAAAUGGGAAUGUUUUUCUUAAUAUUGAAUGUCUGUGAUUAAUAUGUGCACUGCACGGUAAACUAUCUGCCUUGCAACCAUGAAAGAAUUAUAAAUGUAAUUUUUAAUGAAAAAAUGUAACAACAUUAUGAACUGUGAUUUUGGAAUAGUGUCUCGAUGUUCCAUAAUUGAUGAAGCUGGUCAUGUUAAACCUAUAGCUUGCACAGCUAUUGUGGAUUAUUAUUAUGACGGAGCAAAACAUGUGGCCUCAUACUGUAUGAUUUUCUUACAAGGCUGGUGAACAUCUGACAGGAUUUUAGCAGCUGAUCAUCCAGUCCAUUGUUGGCAAAAGUGAGGGCGAGUAAUUCCACAGCAAUCUGAUAUCAGGGCUGAACUCCUACAGACUGAUAGAAGUUAUGUUGUCUUGACAUUGCAAGUAAUCUUGGCUUCCAUUUUUUUUACAAACUGUUAUUGGACUGGAAGUAAGGACUUGUCAUCUAUUUGUAGCAAAGUUCCUUGGUGUUAGUGACCAGUGUGGUUUCAAGCUGAAGACCUCAGCCAGGUUUGUGGCAUUUCCCACAUGUAGAUGGGAUCAUGCGUGACUGCUUCAGUGACCUUUGAGCAGCUCUGCAGUUAUCACCAACAACUGAUAUGAAAUGAACUUCCACCAGUGACUUUAAGAUUGUUGACUGAAAUGGAGACGGUAAACACUGAUCCUGAUAAAAUACAUUUUACCAUUGUCAUCAUGUCAACAAGGAAAUAAAGAGGAAAAAAAAAACUAUUGAGAUCCAGACACGAAAUUUAAACACAUCUCCUCUGCCUGAAUUAUGCAACACCGAUUUAAAAAAGUCAUUAAAAAAAAAAAAUCUCUGCAGACGACGUUUUGAGAACCAGCA
This is a messenger RNA of Thalassophryne amazonica, 1906 nucleotides long. RefSeq names its product ADP-ribosyl cyclase/cyclic ADP-ribose hydrolase 1-like. The transcript has 8 exons. Gene Ontology annotation, molecular function: phosphorus-oxygen lyase activity; NAD+ nucleosidase activity. Lineage: Eukaryota; Metazoa; Chordata; Actinopteri; Batrachoidiformes; Batrachoididae. Bases 31 to 867 code for a protein of 278 amino acids. The record is from RefSeq and is a predicted model, not a curated record. Gene Ontology annotation, biological process: positive regulation of B cell proliferation. Gene Ontology annotation, cellular component: plasma membrane.